UCCCCUGCCCCGUCCCUGUCCCCUCACAACGUGCUCCCCGUUCCCCCAGGGAGGUUUUCAAAGCCAAGCACCGCCAGACGGGCAAGAAGGUGGCCCUGAAGAAGGUGCUGAUGGAGAACGAGAAGGAGGGGUUCCCUAUCACGGCCCUGCGCGAGAUUAAAAUCCUCCAGCUGCUCAAGCACGAGAACGUGGUGAACCUCAUAGAGAUCUGCAGGACCAAAGCCUCCCCGUACAACCGCUGCAAGGGCAGCAUCUACCUGGUGUUUGACUUCUGCGAGCACGACCUGGCUGGCCUCCUCAGCAACGCCCACGUCAAGUUCACGCUCUCGGAGAUCAAGAAAGUCAUGCAGAUGCUGCUCAACGGGCUGUACUACAUCCACAGGAACAAGAUCUUGCAUCGAGACAUGAAAGCCGCCAACGUCCUGAUCACUCGGGACGGGGUCCUGAAGCUCGCAGACUUCGGGCUGGCUCGAGCUUUCAGCCUGGCUAAGAACAGCCAGCCGAACCGCUACACCAACCGGGUGGUCACCCUGUGGUACCGGCCGCCAGAGCUGCUCCUAGGGGAGCGGGACUACGGCCCCCCCAUCGACCUGUGGGGCGGAGGCUGCAUCAUGGCCGAGAUGUGGACCCGCAGCCCCAUCAUGCAGGGCAACACGGAGCAGCACCAGCUCACCCUCAUUAGCCAGCUCUGCGGAUCCAUCACGCCGGAGGUCUGGCCGAACGUGGAUAAAUACGAGCUGUUUGAGAAGCUGGAUCUCCCCAAGGGCCAGAAGCGCAAGGUGAAGGAUCGCCUGAAAGCCUACGUCAAGGACCCGUACGCGCUCGACCUCAUCGACAAGCUGCUGGUGCUGGAUCCCGCCCAACGCAUCGACAGCGACGAUGCGCUGAACCACGACUUCUUCUGGUCAGACCCCAUGCCCUCGGACCUCAAAAACAUGCUGUCCACCCACAACCAGUCCAUGUUCGAGUACCUGGCCCCGCCGCGCAGGCGGGGUGGCCACAUGCCCCAGCAGCCGGCGAACCAGGGCAGGAACCCCACAGCCACCAACCAGACCGAAUUUGACAGGGUGUUUUGAGCGGGGUCCCGGCCGGGCUGCUCAGGGAGGUGCAGGGAGCAGGGACGUGCUGCGGGGUCUCUCUCUCUUUCUCUCUCUGGGCAGGGACUUCCUUCAAGGCGAGGUGCCUGGUGGCUUUAAGCGAGCUCUGCCGUCCCCUCUCCUUGCACAGCAGCUCUGCCACUAAGGAGCUGCAAGCUGUGUGUGUGUGUGUGUGUGUGUGUGUGUGUGUGUGUGUGUGUGCAGGUGUGUUUGUAGGUGUGUGUGGGUGCAGGUGACGCCUGCCAGCCCAGGGUUGUUUCCCUGCAGCUUUGGCCCAGAGCCCGUGUCCCCCUGGAGCAAUCUGUAUGGGUUAGGUUAAUCUCGUGGAUCAAUUGUUAGGGACCUGGUGAUGGAGAAGGUGGCUGUGUCCGUGCUGGGGCUCGCUGAGGCUCUCAGCAAACAGUCCAGUGAGCAGCAGGGCUGGGAGCAGCUGCCCCGGCCCAGACUGGGCCCCGCUGGUAGCUGUCUCUGGCUCUCAGUUGGUCUUAGCUCACAUACACCGUGUCCUCUGAACACGCAGAAGCUGAUGUAGGAUGGGGCAGGUGCCUCUGAGUAAUUUGGACGUGUCUCGGGGAAGGCAUAGUCAUACUGCCUAGUGACUAACUCUCACUGGAGUGUUGGGCUACAGCCUAGGAAAGGACUUGCUGGGCCAACCGGAGGGGCGGCUGACAUAGCUGGUUGCUGCAUACAGCCAGGAUUUACAGUGGGAAUCAUUGGUCUCUGUCACAGUGCUCGGCGUCCCUGCUUUCUUGGUUCCAAGCUGCAAUUAGGAUUCUUGUGGGACACGCCUGGCCAGCUGCCUGCUCUUCGCUUAGCACUGACCAUGGCGAGACUUCGGAUGGGGAAGGGAGCUGGGGG
Oxyura jamaicensis (ruddy duck) is the source of this 1955-nucleotide messenger RNA. It is a transcript of the gene CDK9, whose product is annotated as cyclin dependent kinase 9. Gene Ontology annotation, biological process: protein phosphorylation. The transcript is spliced from 6 exons. NCBI's taxonomy places the organism in Eukaryota, Metazoa, Chordata, Aves, Anseriformes, Anatidae. Gene Ontology annotation, cellular component: nucleus. Gene Ontology annotation, molecular function: ATP binding; cyclin-dependent protein serine/threonine kinase activity. The coding region runs from base 111 to 1076 and encodes 321 amino acids. The record is from RefSeq and is a predicted model, not a curated record.